This is a messenger RNA of Peronospora farinosa, 4947 nucleotides long. NCBI's taxonomy places the organism in Eukaryota, Oomycota, Peronosporomycetes, Peronosporales, Peronosporaceae. The record is from the annotation of a GenBank genome assembly.
AUGGAGGAAAAUGACGCUGAAGAGCUCCGCGUCGAAGUCGUUGUCGUGGAUUCUUACCAGAGUAAACCGCUACCUGCGUAUGCUAUCAAGAACCUUCCUACUUCUCCUUGUUAUAUACGUGCUCGUGAGGUUCCUGUCGUACGUAUCUUUGGUGCUACACCCGCUGGUCAAAAGACACUUAUGCACAUCCAUGGGAUUUUUCCUUAUUUUUACUUUCGAGCUCAAGAUGAUGCUGAUUUUGACACUUUAAAACGUCUUCGAGCUCUUUUACCUCGUUUGGCUAAGGAUCUUGAAGCUGCUCAUGCGUUUAAACAGCAACAAAGACAAGAAAAGAAGCAGCAAGUCAAUGGUAUACAUUGUUGUAGUAAAAUUAUAGCAAAGAUGCUGAUUGUCCAAGGAACGCCGUUUUACGGCUAUCAUCCACGUCCAAAACUCUUUGUGCAGAUCUUUUUAUAUAAUCCACGGGUUGUCAUGACAGUUGUCCAACUGCUUGCGAGUGGAAAGGUCGGUGAAAGACGGUUUCAAGCUUAUGAAGCACAUGUGCCAUUUUUAAUGCAGGUUUUUGCUGAUUACAACAUUGAAGGGAUGAACUGCGUGGCGUUCAGCAAUGUCAAGUUUCGGUUUCCUAUUCCAGUAACGCAGGAUCAUCUAGUGGAGACGUCGGGAGAUUAUCGCGUUAUUCUUCUCCCGAACGUCCCAGCUGAUAGGAUCAAUGGCUUGGAUACAACAGCAUCUUCUUGCGUGGGACGGUAUGCGCCGGUUUCUCAAGCGCCGAAGCGGUGGUUUGAUCGGCAAUCCAGUUGUGCACUAGAAGCUGAUGUUGCGGCUGCAUGUAUUUUGAACCCAAAGAGGUUUGAAUCCCAACAAAAAGAAGCAGAAGGCACAGGCGAGCUACGGAAUGUGCCGUCGCUGGCAGCUAUAUGGGAAGAGGAGAGAUUACGAAAGAUGCAACAAGGUGAAAGGGGAACGCCCACGAUGUCAUUAAGCCUCCCCCGCAACGUUGAUGUAUCUACGUGUAGAGGCUCGUCAAUGAGCGUUUCACCGGCACAGUCAGCAUCAUCACUGCUGUCACAAUCAUUUUUCAAGGACAAAAUGAAGAAAUCUGUUGACACAGUGUUACAGGCAUUAACAAAGCAGAUGGAAGGACAACAGAUCAACAGCGGAUCUUCUGUUCUUGAUCAGCCACUGCCUGCUCACGAUGUGGUGUCAUGCGGAAAUUCGAUUGCCAUGGAAAGUGAAUACUCUUACAGUCAAGCUGAGAUCGAAGCCAAUGGCAAACGUGAGACGAACCAGUCAGCCGAAGAGGACGAAGCUAUUGUAAAUGUUCUCCUAGCGAUGCAGCAAGAAAGCGGCCCAGAUCAUGCAGACAGUAAAGACCGCGGAAGAAACGAUAGUGACGGAUACAACACACCCGACGACAAUGGUGAAGAAGAGAACAUUAGCAAAUGGAGCAAUCGAAAUGACGAGAUUGGAGAUAUCUUGGCAUCCCAACGUGUGGUUGAAAAGCACAUUGCAAGUCAAGCGCCCACUUUGCCAGAAAACAACGAUUGGUGGGAUGUUGCUGAACGUGAGUCUCGACCAAUCGUAAGUCCACUGAGUGACCUUGGGAGCCCUCGCGGCGUCGUCCUCCGUACUCCACAGACGCAUUUGCAGAAGUCGUCGACGAAUGCUGCUAGGUCAAUUCGAUUUGGGGUCAGUCCAGAAGAUUUGCCUUUUGUCGGUGACAUCGAAGAUCUGCUCCCGCCUCGGCCGCAAGAGCCGAUACCAUUAGCAUCGGAAGAAUCGGAUCCGGUUGAUUGUUCGCAACUGUCACUAACGCCCCACCCGCAGCCACUCCGAGUAACUCCGAGAGUUCAGGCGCCAUUACAAGCAGCAACAGGCAAUAAUCGCUUGUGGCUUUUCAGUCGCGAGCCUCCAUCCUUUUCCGAAAUUAUUUCAUCAUCGCAGAAACUUGGGGUGAAUCCUAUGCAGUACCGACCCGCUUUUUACAGUAUUGCUGCCGAUAUCCCUGACAAAGCGAUGGUAUUCGGAGGGAAGAAAUUUGAUUUUAAACCGCACAAUGCGAGCAAUUUGUUGACGUUUGAUACCGCUGCCUCGCGCCAGCUGCUGAAUCCUCUCUGCAGUGGUGGCAACAGUGACAGCACGGGGAAUAUGACUUGGUAUAAAAUGUCCCAGUUAAAGCCCUCUGAUAACCUUCAUGGAAGAGGUGCAAAGGAACGUCGUUUACGGAUGCCAGCACGAUUGCCUCCAGAAGCUAGUAAUCUUAUGGAUUGGGUGUCAAACAAUGUCAAAAGCCGCGGCAUUCCUGCAAAGACACGACGCAAGCGUGCUCGAUCAUCACUAAUAGCUACAGCCUCUCCCUCGAGUACUUCGAGCGCAUCGACGAUUCUGUCAAAUGUUACGAUACUGUCGAUCGAAACAUUUGCGGCAUCUCGUGGCAAUAUGCUACCGAAUCCUCUCCACGACCCGAUUGACGCAAUCUGCUACGCCGUAGAGGCUCAAGAGGGACCGACGAUUUCCAAGGCAAAAGAGCGCGGUUUUAUCAUGGUAAGACUGGACGACAUGAAUGAAUCAACGCCAAGAGGCGUUGGUUUGUGCGUUGAUAGCGGCGACGUAUCGGUAUCAUUUGCAUCGGACGAGCGUGAUCUCCUGCAUUCUUUAGAGGCAUUGGUAAGGCGAUGGGAUCCAGACUUUUUGGUAGGGUUUGAAGUGCAAAAGUCUUCAAUUGGAUAUCUUGUCGAUCGAGCAUCCCAGAUGAGUAUCGACCUCAUCCAGUCGUUAUCUCGUCUUCCAUCAGCACCAAUAGAUCCUCGAAAUGUGACCGUAGUUCCGGACCACGAAGAGGGCAGCCAAAAAGAAGCGUCUAUCGGUACAACGUGGGGUUUGAACAGGGCAGCUGGGCUAUGGAUUCACGGCAGAUUCGUUUUAAAUGUUUGGCGAAUGACUCGCUCUGAGCUCAAACUGCCGCGCUAUGCUCUUGAAGAUGUCGUGUGGGCUGUUCUAAAACGGCCAUAUCCCGUAUACUCAGCUGAACGAUUGACGUCAUGGUUCCGCGAAGGUGGUCAAAUGCGCUGGAAGGUGAUUAGGUACUUCCUAGAGCGAGCUACUCUUAAUCUCCGAAUUCUUUCUAAAAUGCAGCUGAUCACUAGGACAAGCGAAAUGGCUCGGUUAUUUGGGAUAGAUUUUUACUCUGUGUUGUCGCGAGGGUCACAGUACCGAGUCGAGGCUGUCAUGUUGCGCGUGACGAAGCGAAAGAAUUUCUUAUUGGUAUCACCAAGCAGAAAUCAGGUGGCUGGUCAGGCGCCGAUGGAGUGCAUUCCACUUGUGAUGGAACCACACUCGAGCUUUUAUUCAGAUCCUGUCGUCGUUCUUGAUUUUCAGUCUUUGUAUCCAUCACUUGUGAUCGGGUACAAUCUGUGCUAUUCAACUCUUCUAGGAAGCUUGAAGGAUGGGCUGAAUCCCGAGUUAGAGACAUCACUUGGAGUAGUCGAAUUCACCCCAGAUGCCACCGGACUUUUGCAAUGCAAAGACGAUAUGAUCAUUGCACCGAAUGGAACAUUGUUCUGUCCCAAAACGUAUCGACAUGGAGUUCUCCCGCUUAUCCUAGACGAAAUUUUGUCAACGCGGAUUAUGGUGAAGAAAUCGAUGAAGUCUGCAAAACAGUUCAACCAGGAUCGACUAGUAAAGGUGUUGAAUGCGCGACAGCUAGCGCUGAAAAUGAUCUCGAAUGUGACAUAUGGCUACACGGCGGCUGGGUUUUCGGGACGCAUGCCGUGUGCUCAACUGGCUGAUGCCAUCGUUCAGACUGGAAGAUGCACGCUUGAAGCUGCUGUUCGACUGAUAGAAGGGUGCUCAGAAUGGAAUGCCAAGGUGGUGGUGUACGGCGAUACCGAUAGUGUCUUUGUUCUAUUGAAGGGAAGAUCCAAAGAAGAUGCCUUUCGAAUCGGACAAGAAAUCGCUGAUGCGGUUACUGCUUCGAAUCCAAGACCUGUGACGCUUAAGUUGGAGAAAGUGUAUAUGGGCUGUAUACUUGUAUCUAAAAAGCGGUACGUUGGCAACAAAUUUGAGUCACCAACACAAGAGGCUGGUGUUAUUGAGUCAAAAGGGAUCGAGACAGUUCGACGCGAUUCAUGCGGGGUCGUUCAACAUGCAAUGCAACAGUCGCUGGAGAAGCUCUUUGAAUCGUGUGACUUGUCCAAGGUGAAGGAGGGAUUGGAAAAAUACUGGCUGCAAAUUCUGGGAGAUCGAGUACCACUGAAAGAGUUCAUCUUUGCUAAAGAAGUUCGCUUAGGGACCUACGUCAGUGGAAGUGCUCCUCCUGCAGCACUCGUCAGUAUAAAAGCUAUGGGAAAAGAUCCACGAGCAGAACCACGGUAUGCCGAGCGGGUACCCUAUGUUGUAGUAAACGGACCUCCCGGCGCACGGUUGAUGGACUUGGUUGUGUCACCGGAUGAGUACUUCGACAAGCACAAGCAUUAUAGUGUCAAUCAUCAUUACUAUAUCACCAAACAGAUCAUUCCAAGCCUUGAGCGGCUUUUCCUGUUGACUGGAGCCAAUAUUCGCUCGUGGUAUGCAACCCUGCCUCGGUCGUCCGUGAAAGCUCGUCAACAAGCGUAUGACAGCGUCACGUCAACUCGACGUGGUUUUCGAUCUAUCGACUCAUUCUACAUGAGCAAGCACUGCCGACUUUGUGGGUCAAUUGGGAACGACACGUUGUGCAAAGAGUGCAUUGCCGACCCACAGCGAAGUCUGCUAGCAAUUCACACUGCGUCUACUCGACACGAAAAGGCUAUGAUGGCUCUCAAAUUGGCAUGCACCACAUGUGCAGACCGAGAUGCAUUUAUUAGCUGUGGCAACGUCUUCUGUCGCGUGUGGAAUCACAUUAAGCUAUUUGAGACAGACCGAUCGACACUUUUGUAUCAUGAGCGACAGCCAGAUGCGAAUUGA